AGAGUCAACUGGGCCCUCGAGAAGCGAAAAAUACCACCUAAAGACGGACUGAGUUCAGCAAGCUAAGGGUCCGAUCCUCUCAUUCUUCGUAUAAAUAUAUACAGAGACCUGGAUCAUCAUCACAACCCUAAGCAUCUCAAAGAAAUUAAGUGGAGUACUACAGAUAUGGCAUUGCCUAGUGAUAACAUUGAAGACAAAAGUAGAGAAGUAAUGGCUGCUCAGGCACACAUAUGGAAUCAUACAUUCAACUUCAUCAACUCCAUGUCACUCAAAUGUGCUAUUCAACUGGGAAUUCCAGAUAUCAUCCAUAGCCAUGGACGACCCAUGUCGCUCUCGGAUAUAGUCGAUGCCCUCCCCAUCAACAAUAAUAACGCUAGAACCCAGGAUUGUGUUUACCGUCUCAUGCGUAUUUUAAUUCAUGCAGGUUUCUUUAUUCAAGAAGAUGAGGGUUAUCUACUUACUCCGACUUCACGUCUCCUCCUUAAAGAUGAGCCUUUAAGCUUAGCCCCCCUUGUGCAAAUGGAACUAGAUCCAAAUUUGAUGGAUCCAUGGCACUCACUGAGCAAAUGGCUCAAGAAUGGUGACGACUCUAGUUCUCCAUAUGCAACCACUCAUGGCAUGCCGAUUUUUGAAUAUGCAGGAAACGAACCGUGGCUUAACCAUUUAUUUAACGAAGCCAUGGCUAGUGAUGCCCGGUUGGUCAUGAGCGUGCUAACUAAAAGCGGUAAGGGAGUUUUUAAAGGGUUGAAAUCACUGGUGGACGUUGGAGGCGGCACAGGAACCGUAGCUAGAGCCAUUGCCGACGCAUUUCCACAAAUAAAUUGCACUGUCUUAGAUCUUCCGCAUGUAAUUGAAGGGCUUGAAGGAUGCAAGAACCUAAGCUUUGUGGGAGGAGACAUGUUUAAGUCCAUUCCUUCUGCUGAUGCAAUUUUAAUAAAGUGGGUACUACAUAACUGGAGCGACGAAGAGUGUAUCAAAAUAUUGAAGAAAUGUAAAGAAGCAAUUCCAAGUAAGGAGAAUGGAGGAAAGGUGAUCAUCAUAGACAUGGUUUUGAUGGAUCAGAACUUACGGACAAGAGACGACAAGUCAUAUGAAACUCAACUUUUCUUUGACAUGCUUAUGAUGGUUGCUGUUUCCGGAAAACAAAGAAGUCAACAAGAUUGGGCCAAUCUCUUUUCUCACGCUGGUUUUAGUGACUACAACAUUAUUCCUAUACUAGGAUUAAGAUCUGUGAUUGAGGUUUAUCCUUAAAUCCAAUGUUGUGACUAAGAUCCUUUUUUUAAGCAAUAAGGUAAUUUGCCAGUAGUAAUAAAAGCCUGUUAUCCGGCCAA
Messenger RNA from Capsicum annuum, 1331 nucleotides. RefSeq names its product trans-resveratrol di-O-methyltransferase. Gene Ontology annotation, molecular function: S-adenosylmethionine-dependent methyltransferase activity; protein dimerization activity; O-methyltransferase activity. Bases 166 to 1251 code for a protein of 361 amino acids. NCBI's taxonomy places the organism in Eukaryota, Viridiplantae, Streptophyta, Magnoliopsida, Solanales, Solanaceae. Gene Ontology annotation, biological process: methylation. The record is from RefSeq and is a predicted model, not a curated record. The transcript is spliced from 2 exons.